Polyodon spathula (Mississippi paddlefish) is the source of this 2365-nucleotide messenger RNA. It is a transcript of the gene c3h8orf82, whose product is annotated as chromosome 3 C8orf82 homolog. The transcript has 3 exons. The record is from RefSeq and is a predicted model, not a curated record. The coding region runs from base 349 to 1050 and encodes 233 amino acids. Lineage: Eukaryota; Metazoa; Chordata; Actinopteri; Acipenseriformes; Polyodontidae.
GCGCUUUGAGGCGAUCUGUCACGGCGCUGUAUAAGAAAUAAAGAUCGAUUGGUUGAUUAAAUGGAAUCAUAUUAAAAACAUAGGAACUAAUGUUCAAGUAGAACCUAAAACAACACGCCCUGUUGUACACGUACCGGUGUUGCGACCGGAUUCCACCCCCAACGGUUAUAAACAAAAUAUGAUUUCGUUUGACCACUAAAACCCUCAAACGAGUUUAUUUAUUUAAUAAACUAGCACGCCAAUUUAUCGCGUUGAAAGGUAGGAAGGAAGGCUGUUACCGAAUAUUACUUUUGUUUGUAGGUCUGUUGUCCUGCGUUUUUGUUUUCCCUUCUUGUACUCGGUGGUAAGAUGUUGCUCCUUACAUCUGUCUGCUGGUCCUGGUUGCGGGGAUCCCGUUUUCUCAAAUGUCAAGCAAAGAAACUGACCUCCGUGCGGAAUGUGAUUUAUAAUCAAGGACAGAGUCCAGAACCGAGGAUUAGAGAGUAUUUCUACUACAUCGACCACCAGGGGCAGCUGUUCCUUGAUGAUUCCAAAGUGAAGAACUUCAUCAGCUGUUUCAAAGAUAAGCAGUUCCUUGUGUUCUUCUUCUCCCGUCUUCGGAGGAACGAGAGUGGCCGCUACCAGGACUCCUUUCCCUUCCUGUCACUGUGUGGACGAGAGCGGAACUUCGUGCGCUGCGAUGACCGGCCAGUGGUGUUCACUCAGCUCCUGGGGGGAGCAGGAGGGGGAGGGGGUCCAGAGCUGCUGUCGUACUGUGGAGGCGCCGAGCGUCUGGUCGUGCCCUUCUGCCCCACUGCCCUCUACAUGCACCCGGGGAACGGGCGUCUCUACCACCCCUGCGUGGAGCGCAGCGGCUCCGUGGGGUUGGUCCGUUCCGCCCUCGCCAUUGAGCUCAGCUGUCGAUUCGAGUACCGGCCCGGGCAGGAAAACAUCGGCCAGCCCACACACUUCAUCUGGGCAGGGAGCCGGCACCAGCUGACCAAUGAGCUGGCCAGGUUCUUCAGAGAGCCGGGGACACAGCAGGAGGGACAGGGUGAGGGGGCCAGCUGAGAGUCACCAAACUCCACAGAUAGGACAUGGUGAAAUCAGAGAGCAAGAACUGGCUCCCACAGCCCACCCUUGUAUCUCUAAUCCACUGACUACACUGCAUUAGUACUCAAUUACUAACCCACUUUCACUAUUUAAAGUGAUUGUAGCUGACAAAAUAAUUCCAUACAUUUUCCUUAGAAACUGCACAUUUGAGACCUGCAGUACAUAGUCAAUGGAAUUGUAUGACAGGUAAGAUUUAUUGUCUUAGCUGUUUGGUGCAACCAUUUAACAUGGCAGGUAGAAAAGAAUAUCAUAUGAAGUGCUGGCCAGAAAAUCAGCCAUGUAUCUCACACAGCACCCUAUACUACAUAUGUUUUAAUAAUAUAUAGUUAAAUAAUAAUAAUUAAGAAGUAUACAGUAGCUAAUCUUAAUGUUUUAUCAUUUCAUCAGAUAUAAAUAAAUACAACUGGACACUUCUCUCAUUGUUUUUUGUAGUCAGCCUUUCUGUUAUCACAUUAUAGAAAAGAUGACCCUAAUUGACAACACCUGUUCUAAAACCACUGCUUACUGAAGAAACACUUCAGGCCCUGCUGUCAAAAAGUUAACUUGUUCGGUGGACUGCAGUGAUUAUUUCAAAUACACGGCGGUAAAUAUAAGACGCUUUAAAAAGCUAUAGUUUAAUAGUGAUAAUGGCAUUGCUGUGUUUCUCUAUAAUGAAACUUCUUCAUUCAAAUAAUGUCCUUGACCUCCGUUGUUGGGCUUUAUUGAAUCAGGAGUUCCAUUAUUGCCUUGUAGCACAGCACAGCAGUGCUGUUGUCCCUUAAAUAUGUUCCUUGUUCUCUCUGGAAGGGAGAAUUAAAAGCAUGAAAAAUGAUAUGAAAAUUGUGAAAGUUUUUGGGUGCUUGUCAAGCUUUCAAAUUGUGUGUGCUGUGUGAUUAAAGGGAAUAUUGGGAGAUUCAAGAAAGGUACAAAUGUAUUUGUAACUUUUUUAGAAAAGGACAAACCCCGAGUCUGGUUUCUCUGCUUGGCUCAAUGGCUCGACUCAUAGACAUGAAGGACAGGCUGGGGACAAAACAUCAUCUGAAAAUAAAACAUGCUUCUUGAUUUUGUUUGAUGGUCUGUGCCUGGUUCUUGACCAACCUUUUGAAUUUUGCAAUAAUAGAGGCUAUUGAUGUGAGCCAGGUGCCUUAUUAUGAAUAGAAACCUUGACUAUGGAAUUGGAUUGCCCUUUGCCAGGUAUUUACUUUGCAGUGGUUUGUUAGUGUUAAAAUAUGCAAAAUGUGUUUUUACAGCUUCUGUUCAAACACCUGCACUUAUUAAAGCAUUCUGAAUGAGA